Messenger RNA from Symbiodinium necroappetens, 1389 nucleotides. Lineage: Eukaryota; Dinophyceae; Suessiales; Symbiodiniaceae. The record is from the annotation of a GenBank genome assembly.
AUGCAACUCUCCCGCCGGGCGCUCUCAGUCGCCACCGGAGCCGCCUUUGUGGUGGACGUUGUCGUUGCUGGGAGCAUCUACUAUGUCGGCACCCACAGCAAAAAGGAUGCGAAUGUGGAUGAGUACGAGUCGGUGACGUCGGACAUCUUGACGUGCUGCCUCGUCCGAAUUUUCGUGUUUCCCUUGAUGGCCGGGCUUUCCUUCCUGGUCUACAAGCGCACGGAGGCCAGCUCCCCGCUUCAGCAGUUUCGGCAGGCCCAGGAAUCUGCACGAGAAGUUGUGAGCAACGGGACAAACGGUGAUCUACGAGUGCCUUUAGCAGAGGUGCCCAUGCAGGCUGUGAAUGGCUCUGCCGGAUCUUCUAUUGUCUCCACCUCCAGCUGUGAGAAGAGUGCUUUCGAGAUGAACCGCGACCAUGCGCUGCUUAUGAAGCGGGCAGAUCGCAGGAAGGAGAUCAUCAUGCUAGUGCUUUUUGCAAUCAGCACAGGCAUGUCAUUCUACAAUGGUAUCAAAUGCAUCGUGUACCACUACGACCCGCGGUUCUUGGCCUUGCAGGGCACGCUGCAAGCUUUGACUAUGGUCAUGAUCAAUGUAGAGUACUUCAUGCUGAAAAACCUGCUCAACAAAUUUACCGAGGAACAAGGGGAGCUCAUCCCGCAUAUCCACAUGCACCCGCUCUUCUUCGAGACGGGUCUGAAGUGCCAUGGAUGUGACGUCUGCGGUGACCAAAUGAAGGGUCCGCAUUACAUCGCAUACAGAUGCAGAACGUGCGACUUCGACCUCUGUCCACGGUGUUACAAACAGAAAGACAAGCACAGCGCAAAAGGAUUUGGUGCACGUUCAGUGCGCCGAGAUGGAGAGCAAAUCACGACAUGGACAUACUUCAAGCGCAUAGUGCAGCUCUCCAUGGAAUUUUGGCCUACGCUGGUGGCAGCCGUCACCUGUUUGGUCGUCACGCAGGGAUUGCAAAUCUUUGCUCCGAAUGUGCAAGGGUCGAUCUUCGAUGGUAUCCUUGCAUAUCUGAAGAACCCCGAGAAUGGAAGAUCAAAGUUUGAGUAUGCCAUGCUCACCUAUGUCAUCAUCAACGUUUUGCAGGGAUGCUUCAGUGGCUUGAAAGCUCUUGCACAAGAAUUGGUGCAGAGGCGCAUGGCCUGUUCCGUUCGUUUGAAGCUCUUCGCAAGUGUGGUUCGCAUGGAUAUCUCUUUCUUCGAUACUAUGCACACUGGUCAGCUGACAUCCCGCCUGACGAAUGAUGCCAGCACCUGGAUCAGCGGUUCAGCGAUGCCUUGGUCUAAUUCGGGUUUGCUUUCCCGAUUGCUUCUGGGGUGGUUUGAGCAUUCGGUUUCCCUGUCUCGUCUGGCUCCAGACAAUCCUGAUGUGAAGCAAUGA